UGGGCACAUGAUAGCUGUUGCUGAAAGGUUAACAUGAUGGUUAUUUAAUCUCGACACUCUUUCUUGGUGUCUCCUCUUAUUCGGGUGAGUCCCGCACUUUGUUGACAGCAACAGUAAAACGACUACUCAUUGGGUUUUACUAACCCACCCUGACCUAAUGGCAAUGAAGGUUCGUGGUAGGAAACAGCCUGGAAAGAAGACCUUGCGCACUUCAGGGGCAUCAAAUCGAUAUACGUCCAAUCGCAGUUUCCAAGAUGAUCCGGAGUUUGACAUUGACGAUGAUGAUGAUGAAGACGAUGAACUUAUUUCGACUGAGUAGACAAAGGAGAGAUGAGAGAAAGCGUCAUGGCAUGCAUAUGUGUGUUGACAGUGGAAAUUGAGGCAAGGUUGG
Messenger RNA from Saitoella complicata NRRL Y-17804, 391 nucleotides. RefSeq lists its product as uncharacterized. Bases 158 to 319 code for a protein of 53 amino acids. The record is from RefSeq and is a predicted model, not a curated record. The transcript has a single exon. NCBI's taxonomy places the organism in Eukaryota, Fungi, Ascomycota, Saitoellomycetes, Saitoellales, Saitoellaceae.